Molecule: messenger RNA, 1184 nt
Organism: Aspergillus pseudotamarii
Lineage: Eukaryota; Fungi; Ascomycota; Eurotiomycetes; Eurotiales; Aspergillaceae
Product: endonuclease/exonuclease/phosphatase family protein
Exons: 2
Coding region: 43-1137 (364 amino acids)
Biological process (GO): double-strand break repair
Cellular component (GO): PML body; cytoplasm
Molecular function (GO): 5'-tyrosyl-DNA phosphodiesterase activity; single-stranded DNA binding
Source: RefSeq, a predicted model, not a curated record
CUUCUCCUCCCCCACCAAACAUCAGAGCAAAAUAUCGUCUCCAUGGGUCAACGUCCAAUCUCCGCCUUCAAGCGCCUCCAAGCGCUAACUACAGAAGGCUUCAUCAGCGCCGACAUUCCAAUCUCACAACCGUACUAUAGCUACAACCAAACUACCCAGACAUGGAGCCCGGUCCAAACAGACACCACCCGGGGUUCCACAACAAGCAUAACUCCCUUGAAACGCCUCACACUAACAACCUGGAACAUCGACUUUCAACAGUCCUGCAAAGCAGAACGGACUCAAGCUGCCCUAAACUAUCUUUCAAAGGUCCUUAUCAAGCCCAAUGACGGGAACAAUAACAACCUUACCCCAAUAAACGUAAUAUUCCUCCAAGAAAUGGUCCCCACCGAUCUAACUAUCAUGCAACAAACAAAAUGGAUACAGGAUCACUUCUUCAUCACCGACGUAAACGAUGCUCACUGGAGAGGCGCCUACGGGACGACGACUCUGAUCGAUAAACGGUGCCAUGUGCAGCGGGUGUUUAGGGUCCCCUAUUCGACGUCCAGAAUGCAGAGAGAUGGGCUUUUUGUGGACUUGAAUUGCUUUCAGGGUCAAAAGGCGAAUGGUGGUAGUGAGAUUGGAGCCCUUCGUCUUUGCAACACCCACCUUGAAAGUCUCCUCUCCAACCCUCCAAUCAGACCCCAACAGCUCCAUCUCGCUUCGAAGUUCAUGCAUGGCUCUGGACCUGGGGAGACAGACUUACUUACUCCGCACGCGGCAAUAUUAGCCGGUGAUCUCAACGCCUUCGCGCCUGAGGAUUUCACCGCGCCAAAUGAGUGUGGGCUCCGUGAUGCAUUUCUGGUUCUUGGUGGGAAGGAUGGCACGGAGGAGAGCUUCACGUGGGGUCAGCAGAUUCCCGACUGGUUGAGGGAUAAGUUUGGAUGUUCUCGUAUGGACAAAAUUUUGUUCUGUGGUGGGCUGGAGGUAGAGAGGCUGGAGAGUAUUGGAGCUGGGGAAAAGGUUUGGAUUGAGUAUCCAAAAAUGAGUGAUGGAGAGAGUGAUGAUGAGGAGGGGGAGGAAAUGUGGAUUACGGAUCACUUGGGGUUAUCUGCUGAGUUUAGGAUUACGGGUUUCGAGGGAGAGGAGGCUGUAUGAUGACUGGUGUCUAGAAUAUUUAAUGCGAUGCGAUGACUGUACUGACC